Molecule: messenger RNA, 2583 nt
Organism: Lachancea fermentati
Lineage: Eukaryota; Fungi; Ascomycota; Saccharomycetes; Saccharomycetales; Saccharomycetaceae
Source: the annotation of a GenBank genome assembly
AUGUUGAAGGUGGGAGAUAGAGCAGUUGUUCGUGGGGUAGUUGGAACGAUCAGGUUCAUUGGGGAGACCAAAUUUGCUGCUGGGGUAUGGUGUGGAAUCGAGCUAGACGACCCUAUAGGUAAAAAUGACGGCUCUGUGCAAGGGGUGUUAUAUUUCAAACCUCAGAAGGAAGGCCUUUACGGCAUAUUCGGCAGGAUUGAGACAGUUCAAGAGGCCACAAAAGAAUUCAAAGAGCCGAAAUCGCAUGAAGAUCGACAAUCAAGUUCGGUUCCAAUUGGUAAUACCAUGGAACGCCAGAAGUUAGAGUCAAUAAUAUCCAAACUACAAGAGAAAUUGUAUAUCAUGCACAAAACGUGCGAGUCGAUGCAAAUGGAAUUGGAAAAACACCAAGAUGAGAGAAUUUUAAUGAAAGAGUACGAAAAGAAUCUAGAGGCUACAAUUCUCGAAAAAGAUACUAUUGAAGCACAUUGCGACGAGCUAGCGAACAAGUUAGAGCACUUGAAGGACGAGCAUGAAAAUGCUUUAGCGGAAUUGUUUUUGUUGAGAGAAGAAGUCAUUCUUAGAAGGGAAAUUGAAGAUGAAGAGCUGUCAAAAAUGGAUGUUAACCCCGGAGAUGUCUGGAAACGCAACAAAAUUGUCGAGAGCACUUUAUUGAGAUUACAAGCAUCUUUGGAGACAUCCAGCGAAUUAAAUAAGAAACUCGAAAAUGAAAACAUGCUGCUUCUAGAGGAAAACGAGCAGUUGACACACAGUUUUUUGACGAUGAGUUCCGAACUUGACGGCUCGAAAAUACUCAUCGAGAGCUUAAACUCACAAUUUAAAUCGGAUGUCGUAAACGAUGAAAUAAUCGAUUCCUUAACAAGUAAAAACAUAGCAUUAACGGAAGAAUUGGAAAGUUUGAGAAAAUCGUUAAAGGAAAUCAAUUCCACGCAGGCUGUCGAGGAGGACUUGAAAAAGCUUUACAAUGAUCUGGAGGAGGAACUGUCAAAUCAGCUGCAAGAGCUACAUACAACGGUUGAAAAUGAUCGAGAAACGAUCGAAGUUCUGCGGGGAGAAAAUGAACGACUUCAGGGACUAGUUGAUUCACGCUUGCACACCCACAGCAGUCCCAAAGCUUUUGUAGAUAUCGAAAAUCUGACCGAGCAACUUAAAAGGCUGAAAUAUAUCAAUCGAAAACUUUGUUUUGAAAAGGAGUUCCUUGAAAGUGGGAUCGGGAUGCAACAUGAUUUAGGCGGGCUUUCAGCUCAAGCGACAUAUUUAUCGCAAAAAAUAUUUGAUAAUUGCAUGAGAGGAACAUUGGAAUUAAAGUAUAUCAUGAAUUUCAUAUUGAGGCUACUCGCGUGUAUUCUCAAUUCUUUGAAUAGGGACAAAAGAGAACAGAUUCUUGAGGAGCCAAUAAUCAAAGGAUUUUUAGCAAAAGCAGUUCAACUUGAAAAGACCAAAGAUAAAAUGAUCAAUGAUGAGAUCCCUAAUGACUGGGAUGUGGACGAGUUGCGGAAUUUCAUUGACUCAGUUGAUUUCUUGAACAAGGAUGCUCAAUUUUUCAAGGAAUUUAUGUUUUAUGUCUUCUCAGAAUACAUUCCCAAUUUACUUGCUGAAUUAAAUAAGGAUGGAUGUGAAAUUGGAGCAUUACAAGAUGUUUAUUCUGUUGUAAAACUCAUCGAAAAGGCUAUUCAAUGUAAUUUUUCAGUUAAAGACGUUUCUGGCCACGAGCUCAUACUCGAACGAAAUUCUUCAAUGAUCGAAUACAUCUAUUGGAAAAUCGUUCACCCUCUUGCAACUAUGGAAAAAGAUAAUAUUGACUUCGAUACCAUCAAUGCAGAUGCUUCGAUAUUACUGAAGCAAAUUUCUACAGUGCGAUUUACACAACGUAUCGGCAAAAAGAUUUCAACUUCAGAUUUCUGGGAACAAGACAUUGAGGAUUAUUUGAAGAAAGAGGUGGAAAAUUAUGAACACAGUCUUCAACACUUGAAAAAAUCGAUCAGCAAGAAGGAUGCCUUAAUUGAGGAACUAUCUUUAAAAAUUAAAGUAUUAGAGGGAAAAGCACUGAGAAAUUUGGAACAAGAAGCAACGAUAAAAGGUUUAGAAGAAGAGUUAAGCAAAUUAAAGGCUCAAAAUUUUACACUUCAAUCAGAUCUCGAAAUUCUCAACGGUACUGUAUUAAAGCUAAAUGACUCUCUCAAAGAGGCAGCCGCCAGAGACUACUACGUAUUUCCGAGUAACGACACGCUCAAAAUCUCCAAGGAAGUUGAAAAAAUAAGCAAGCUCGACCUCAUCUCCGAAGUGACAGACCUCCGAAGAACCAUUAAAUGCCUUUUGACAGAACAGAGUACUUCCACUGACAUUGGAUGGAUAGAAGAGGAUCUACAACCACACCAGAGGGUGCCGAAUGUUAUAUUUCAAAAUCGCCUAAAUUCACUGUAUCAUAUGAUGUUAGAACACAUCAGUAAUGCUUCUGUCGUUCCUAUUAGAAGGCCAUCCAAGGACAAAAACCGGAUAAGGCAUGCUCGUCACUAUUGCUAUCAGCUGAAGGAAGAAAAUGCUCGAGUUGAUGCUUAUAUACGUGAGCUUGCCAUUAAUUAA